Marmota monax (woodchuck) is the source of this 1247-nucleotide messenger RNA. Its product is annotated as retinitis pigmentosa 9 protein. The record is from RefSeq and is a predicted model, not a curated record. Gene Ontology annotation, biological process: RNA splicing. Bases 187 to 852 code for a protein of 221 amino acids. The transcript is spliced from 6 exons. Lineage: Eukaryota; Metazoa; Chordata; Mammalia; Rodentia; Sciuridae.
CCGGCCUGGGGUCGGAGACAGGGACUUGGGAAGCCCGAACUCCGAGGCCGCCGCGCGGAGGCGGGGGCCUUACGGCCUCGGCUGGGACACCGGCCCCCGGCUCCCGGCCGGCGGGUCUCGGGACGGCGGGAGGGGGCGCUGCGAUCUUGGCCGCGGCCUCCACCCGAGCCGCGUGUGGGAGUUGCGAUGUCUUCCCGGCCGGGGCGCGACGACGCGGGGGCGCGGGGCGUGCGGCGGCAGCGGGAGCCGGCGGAGCAGGAGCUGCAGCGGCGGCGGGAGCAGAAGCGGCGGCGACACGACGCGCAGCAGCUGCAGCAGCUCAAACACCUGGAGUCCUUCUAUGAAAAACCUCCUCCUGGGCUUAUUAAGGAAGAUGAGACUAAGCCAGAAGACUGUAUUCCUGAUGUACCAGGCAAUGAACAUGCCAGAGAAUUUCUGGCUCAUGCGCCAACUAAAGGACUUUGGAUGCCACUGGGGAAAGAAGUCAAAGUUAUGCAGUGUUGGCGAUGCAAACGGUAUGGUCACCGAACGGGUGACAAAGAAUGCCCUUUUUUUAUCAAAGGCAACCAGAAGUUAGAACAGUUCAGAGUAGCACAUGAAGAUCCCAUGUAUGACAUCAUUCGAGAGAAUAAAAGACAUGAAAAGGAUGUGAGGAUUCAGCAACUAAAACAGUUACUGGAGGAUUCCACCUCAGAUGAGGAUGGGAGCAGUUCCAGUUCUUCAGAAUGUAAAGAAAAGCAUAAGAAAAAGAAGAAGAAAGAAAAGCAUAAGAAAAGGAAGAAGGAAAAGAAAAAGAAAAAAAAACGGAAGCAUAAGUCUUCUAAGUCAAGUGAGAGUUCAGACUCGGACUGACAAGAAUUAGGUUCUCUACAAAAAUCAAACACUGUGGCCAAAGAACAGAGGGAGAUGUGACCCAGGAGUAACAAGUCACAGAGGACAUCUGGCUUCACAGCUGUGGAUUCUUACCACCUUGCCAUGGUGAGCUGUCUCCACUCAGGUGCUAGGUCUGGACUGCGCUGAAUUCCUCCAGGAAGGCUUAUUCAUUGACCCCUCCCUGCUCUUUGCUUGAGUCUAUGAGUCCCUUGAAAGGCCUCCUGCAGCCUGGCAGGACAGUGGGGUAUCUCUGGGGAGGUGCUUUUGGGUGUUAGCACAGCUUUUGCCCUUUGUGAGUGACUCAUUUCCCACAGGCUUUAGGCUGGACUCUUCUAUGUUGUUGAGUAUAAUAAAAGCUUAUGAUUUUUUAAAAA